CAUUGUGAUACAGUAUAAGGAACCACUAUGAUCAGGUUUGCUGUACUAAUGUGUCUACUAGUGGUGUUCUUCAGCACCUCAGCCAAGCCACACAGGCCUAAAGAAAUAGUGUUGGGCAAAGCAGCUCAAGAAACUUUUAAAUCUGACGAUUUAAAUGGAAAGAUGAUGCUGGGAAUGAAGGAGGUGGAGCCACCACAAGACAUGGAUAUUGCAGAUUUUGACAUUGACCCCAACAUGUUGAUAUGGAAAGCUGUAAAAGAUAAAAUACACCAAAAAAACAACAGACCUGAGGAAGAUAAAGAUGCUCUCUACCACCCCUUUGACUUAAAGCUUCCAGCUGACUCCAGACAUCCAGAACCUUUCAUUCAGCCACAACGAAACGAACAGGUACAAAUGUAUGACAAACCAGAAGAGGACAGGGAUGAUCUGUACCAUGGCAUAUUUAAUGUAAAUGGUGAUGCUCUUAAAGAGGAUGCUCAAGUAAGUGGAGAUAAAGGCAGGCUGUAUUUAAGCCCUGAGGAAGACAAAGAUGGCCUGUACCAUGCAGAUGUCACAGGACAACAGCCUGACCAGCAGGUUCCACUGAUGGAUAUGUUACCCAUAAAGCCCAAAGUAGUGCACACAGAGCCAGAAAUAGAUAUGGAUGGCCUUUAUCAUCAGUAAACAUUGACAACGCAUUAUAAAGCUGCAACAGUUGUUCUAUUAUGAAUUAGUUCAUGAUGUCAUCGGAAAUGCUAUCUAGUGUUAAAAGAUUAAGUGAUGUGUAAAAUAUCAAAUUAAAUAAAAGAAACAAAGGU
Messenger RNA from Triplophysa dalaica, 797 nucleotides. RefSeq lists its product as uncharacterized. The transcript is spliced from 4 exons. Lineage: Eukaryota; Metazoa; Chordata; Actinopteri; Cypriniformes; Nemacheilidae. The coding region runs from base 28 to 663 and encodes 211 amino acids. The record is from RefSeq and is a predicted model, not a curated record.